Molecule: messenger RNA, 2446 nt
Organism: Solea solea (common sole)
Lineage: Eukaryota; Metazoa; Chordata; Actinopteri; Pleuronectiformes; Soleidae
Gene: mxd1
Product: MAX dimerization protein 1
Exons: 6
Coding region: 850-1518 (222 amino acids)
Biological process (GO): negative regulation of transcription by RNA polymerase II
Molecular function (GO): DNA-binding transcription factor activity, RNA polymerase II-specific; RNA polymerase II cis-regulatory region sequence-specific DNA binding; protein dimerization activity
Source: RefSeq, a predicted model, not a curated record
GUCAUCCACAUCAACAAGCCUGUAUUUUUGGAGGCAGUUUGACAAACACUGUUCCUCAGCUGAUGCCAGCCGCUGUCUGUACAUCCAGUCAGACAUAUCACGCGUUAUUAGCGACAAACCAGCACAAAACUAGCCAGCCACAUAGCCGCCGAGGUUGUAUGACAUCGUCGAGCUGAACUUUAGGACAAGCUAGCUUGUUUUUUCUCUCAAUUUCAAGGCUGUGACAACUCAACAAGACAACAGCGUCCUCGUCUGUCGCCUGGCUCACUCUUUACACGACACAAACAAGCUACACAGCGCUUUUCCGUCGCUAGUCUGACAGCUUGCUAACAUUAGCCAACUUAUUUUCCCCAAAGAGAACAUACGCUCAAUAUUCUUCUUUUUUUCAUCUACCAAGCAAGGCUCUAUUUUGUUGUCGUCAACAAGCUUUUUAUUUUUGUUUUUGAAGAGCUGCCAAUAACUACUAAGACGCACAAUAUUCAGCCAACAAGUAGCAUUUGAAAGGCAGCAAAGCAACCACAGCGACCCAGCAGCAGAACCGUUAGUAUUAUCCUCGGCUAACAGGAGACCUUUACGAACCUCCAAGGCUUUCCUUUUUCCCCUUCAGUGACAGGCGCUGCAUUCAAGGCAUUUAACUUUUUAACAGCCUGUCGUGUGUCACGCUGCACAAGUAAACUCAACUAACAUUAUACACCUCGCCUUUUAAAGCAGUCGGUUAACACACACGCAAAGCAGCGAGGCUCUGAGCUGAGUUUGACAAGGAGAGGAAGCCAGUGCUGGGACCUGAGGCAGGUUGUGUGCAGCCACGGAAUCCCUCAUCGUAUUGUUAUAAUAUCAGUAUUAUUGAAAAUGGCGGCGAUCGGAAUGGUGCAGAUGUUGAUCGAAGCAGCCGAGUACCUUGAACGUAGGGAACGAGAAGCAGAGCACGGCUAUGCCUCCAUGCCACCUUUCAUCAGCAGUCGAGAGAGGGAAAGCUUGAAAAGGAAAAGCAAAAGCAAGAAAAAUACAAGUAGCAGGUCUACGCACAACGAAAUGGAAAAGAACAGACGGGCAAAUCUACGGCUGUGUUUAGAGAGACUGAAAUCCCUCGUUCCCUUGGGACCAGAUGCUAACAGGCACACCACGCUCAGCCUGCUGAUGAAGGCCAGAGAUCACAUCAAGAGGUUGGAGGAAGGCGACAAAAGGGCUCAGCACACUUUAGAGCAGCUACAACGAGAGCAGAGGCACCUGAGGAGGCGCCUGGAGCAGCUGGGGGUGGAGAGGACCCGCAUGGACAGCACUGGCUCCACUCUGUCGUCUUCCGAGAAGUCGGACUCUGACCAGGACCUGGACGUGGACGUGGAGGGCACAGACUACCUGCUGGGUGACCUGGAGUGGAGCACCAGCAGUGUGAGUGACUCAGGAGACGAGCGAGGCAGCCUGCGCAGCAGCUGUAGCGAUGAGGGCUACUCCAGCGCCAGCCUGCUGCGCCUGCAGGACACUCAGGAGACGGCCAAGCAGCUGGGCUGCAGCCUAUAAACAGCACUGGUCACUGAACCAGCACCCACCCACCGUCCUCCCCUCAGCCUAUCCCGUCCCAAGAUGGAGUCGUGAUUCCCUGAUCCCGCCCUCACCCUCCCUCCCUUCCUUUCCUUCCCUUCCUUCCUUCCGUCCCUGCCUCCUUUGCCACUAGGACUGACCAUGUCCAACGCCUCUCUAGCCAGGCGGCUGCGGACUCCCUCUCCCCAAAGAGGCUUCCAUUCGGACUGCAGCUCCCCUCGAUACACCGGCCCACAUUUAGUCCAUCAUCAGCGGUCAGUCUUUAGGGUGUUACUCACUCUGCUCGGCACCAAUCAAAUGAGUGGGAUUUAAAAGACACUCCACCCCCCUCCAUCUGUCAGAACCGCAACUUUCAGCCAGAGAAUGUUACCACACAAUAUCCCACUGCCUCUUUAUCUAUGCCUCAAGAGCCAUAGGAAGAACUUAACCAGAUCCAUCAUUACUUCACACACACACACCCAUGCGUGCAUACAUGAACACACACACACACACCCACCCCUUCGUCACUCCCUGUUGUCCAGUGAGACGGAGUUCUCUCUGAGGUGUGACACUGACACGAUGUGCUCACCAGUCGAUCCAUCCGUGCAUGGUGAUUUGCACUUAAAAUUUCUGCUUUUUUCUAAGCGAAACGGAGUCGUCUUUUUCUCCAACACCGUCUCUUUAAGACGUUAAGUGAGCGUUCAAAGACCUUGUCAGUUGUCCGCCCGUGCCGUGUGGUGCAGCAGAUUGUUUUCUUUUCCUUUUUUUUUUUUUGUGUGGACGCUGAAUCAAAUUGUCGGAGGCCGACAGCAAUACGUCCCCUCAGCAGCAGCAGCAGCAGCAGCCAGGUUUUUGCAGGCGAUCUGGUGACGACGCUGUAGUUUUCUGUCCACGCCUGCACUUCAGAAGUUUAACUAAGACAAAAAGA